Messenger RNA from Marmota monax (woodchuck), 1271 nucleotides. RefSeq names its product olfactory receptor 2L13-like. The transcript has a single exon. Gene Ontology annotation, cellular component: membrane. NCBI's taxonomy places the organism in Eukaryota, Metazoa, Chordata, Mammalia, Rodentia, Sciuridae. Gene Ontology annotation, molecular function: olfactory receptor activity; G protein-coupled receptor activity. Gene Ontology annotation, biological process: G protein-coupled receptor signaling pathway. The record is from RefSeq and is a predicted model, not a curated record. Bases 209 to 1144 code for a protein of 311 amino acids.
GAUACUUGUUUGAAAAAAAUCCAUUGAAUGUUGGAUUGCAGUGUUGUAGGAAUAAUAAUAACUGCAGUGUUGUAGGAAUAAUAACAACUCACUCUAAAAAACACUAAUAAACUUAAUUUCUAUUAUUCUCCUUUCCUGUUUUACUAUGAUUAUUACUUAGGGUUUUUUUUGUUGUUGUUCUUUAAAGGAAAUUAUAGAGUACAUUUCCAUGGAAAGAUGGAAUGAAACUUCAAAUGAUUUUACUUUAUUGGGGUUGUUUCCUCAAAACCAAACUGGCCUACUUCUCUUGCUCCUGAUCAUCUUUGUGUUUGUUCUCGCCUGUUUGGGGAACUCAGGGAUGACUGCCCUCAUCUUCUUGGACCCGCGGCUCCACACUCCCAUGUACUUUCUCCUCAGCCAGCUCUCCCUCAUGGACCUGAUGUAUAUUUCCUCCACGGUCCCCAAGAUGGCCAUCAACUUCCUCUCUGGCCAGAAGAGCAUCUCCUUCCUGGGCUGUGGUGUGCAAAGCUUCUUCUUCCUGACCAUGGCUGGAUCAGAAGGUUUAAUCCUGGCCUCCAUGGCCUAUGACCGUUUUGUGGCCAUCUGCCACCCCCUCCACUACCCCAUUCGCAUGAGUAAAAGGAUGUGUUUGAAGAUGAUCCUGGGGUCCUGGACACUGGGCUCCAUCAACUCUGUUUCACACACUUUUUACAUCCUUCUUCCUUACUGCAGGUCUAGGGCCAUCAACCACUUUUUCUGUGAUGUCCCAGCCAUGGUUCAUCUGGCCUGUAUGGACACCUGGGUCUAUGAGUACAUGGUGUUUGUGAGCACAGUUGUGUUUCUCCUCCUUCCUUUCCUUGGUAUUACUGUUUCUUAUGGAUGGGUCCUUUAUGCUGUCUUCCACAUGCACUCAAAAGAGGGGAGAAAAAAGGCCUUCACCACGUGCUCCACACAUUUAACCGUGGUGACAUUUUACUAUGCUCCUUUUGUCUACACUUAUCUCCGUCCCAAGACUCUCCGCUCCCCAGCAGAGGAUAAGAUCCUUGCAGUCUUCUACAUCAUCCUCACCCCCAUGCUCAAUCCCAUCAUCUACAGCCUGAGGAACAAGGAGGUGCUGGGGGCCAUGGGAAGAGUGUGUGGGAUGUUCUCCCCCAGGAAGGAGUGAGCAUGGCUGUCCCUACUCCUCUGUAUGGCUUCUCUCCAUGCAGACUGGAACAUGCUGGAUCAUAGCUGACCAAUAGGUAUAUAGUGAGAUCUGUGUAUGUAAUUAGAGCUUUCUAGUGACACAUAUG